AUGUCUAAUCGCUCACUGGGGCGUGACAUCCACAUCUACGCCGCAAGCGAUCCCACAGGCCCGGUUCUCGGGGGCCUCAUUCUUACUAACGGCGUGACAAACGUCAACCUCUACUCGAUGGUGGAUAUCAUCCUCAUCCUUAGUAGCAUCUAUCACCUACAAGAUGCACGCCGCAGCCAGCUUGACAGGGAUGAUAAUCCGCUGCAGCCCGGUAAUUACUACGUCGUCACUGAUGGUUCCAUCUCGAUCAACGAUGAGACUUGCCUUACCCGUACCAUUUCUCUUGGUACUGGUACUCGAGUUGCAUCAUUUAGGAAUGCCGUCCGCGACCGGGAUCGUCGGUGCGUUAUCACGGGGGAAGACGCGGUCAAUGCCGAUCUUGGCAGCUGGAGGGGCUUCGAGGCUGCACACAUCUUUCCACUGGCCUACCUGCACCACUGGAACGCGAACAACCUUGGUAGCUUGAUAAGCAUCGAGUCGACUGACGGAGAAUUCAUCAACUCGGUCCAGAAUGGGAUGUUGCUGAGAUCGGACAUUCACGUCCUGUUUGAUGGCUACGAGGUGUCGAUCAACCCUGACGAUGGCUACAAAAUCGUCUGUUUCCUCAGGGAUUCGAAGGGUAUAGCUGGGAAACAUCUUGACGAACGGUUCCGUGGCGAUCCUCGUAGGCCAGUCGACGACCUGUUGCGCUGGCAUUUCCGGCAGGCUGUCCUGGCUAAUGUGAGGAGCGUAGGUGAACCUAUAUUCGAGGUUGAUUUCCCACCGGGUUCUGACAUGAUUGGUGAGAUUCUCAGCGGUCCUAAGGCUGGGGAGAGGAUGCAAUACGAGCUGUUCAGCCGUUUGGUUGAAAUCACGUGA
This is a messenger RNA of Morchella importuna, 858 nucleotides long. RefSeq lists its product as uncharacterized. NCBI's taxonomy places the organism in Eukaryota, Fungi, Ascomycota, Pezizomycetes, Pezizales, Morchellaceae. The record is from RefSeq and is a predicted model, not a curated record. The transcript is spliced from 3 exons. The coding region runs from base 1 to 858 and encodes 285 amino acids.